AUGCCUCCCAGAGCUCGGAGGGGUCGACUAUCGGAGCGCCGUGCCGCUGCAACCUCAACGGGAGCCGGUAGUGAUGCGAAACCCAGUGAGGUAUUCCACUUUGUCAGCGUCAAUCCAUCGUCUGAAUUUCAAAAGUCCGAAAACAGAUCUGUGAUCCGUUCGCACGCCAGCAAAUAUAUCUGGCGUCAGCAUCGGGCUAGUCGUACAGAUGGCAACAACCCCAAUUCUGGCACAGCGAAAUCUGUUCCCUCACGAAAACAACUUUUAAUCGCUCCAACCUCCUCGUAUGGUGCAGCGAAGGAGACGCCAUGGCCAUUAUUAUCGGACGGCACCGAGGGCGAGGAGCCUGUCUUAACCCUUGCUCCUCCCGAUGAAUACAAUGUGUCUCCCUCUGAUGAUGAAGAUACGGUAAACUCUCGGGAGAUACAGCCCGUAGGUAACGAAGUUGACAACAAUGGAGAAGUCUCUAAGUUUGCUUCGAACACCCAAUUGGCCCAAUCGAGUAUGGAAUCAGCAGCAGUUAUAUACGCAGACGAAAGGAAUACGAUGCCCGGUCCAUUUAACCAACUCAUGGCGUUUAUCGGGGAGCCGGCAAAUACAUUUCCUUCCAUGCUUGGAGGAUCCUCAGUUAGCAAGCUGAUGCGGUACGCUAUUUUUGAUCUUUGGCCUGGUCUUGUACUCGGUGCUGGAAACAAAAAAUGGACACAAGAAGAUGUAGCGCAAUCCUGGCUUCCCCGAUCAAUGAGUCAUCCAGCCUUAUUCACAGCAUUUUUGUACGGAGCCGCAGGCCACUUGCAGACUCGGCAACGGCUGGAGAGUGCAGUCAUAGCACCUCAGACGCGCGAGGAGAAGCUAGAGCAGAUUGUUUGCGAGGCGGAGACCAUCAAACAGUUGAAUAAAAUGAUGCUUGACCCGCAAAAAACCGCCCUUGACGAAGUUAUCCUAGCAGUUCUGUGCAUGGCUUUCAAUAAGACCGACUACUCCAAGUGGACAUCUGACAUCGAUCCAGCUCCCAAGGCCCCCUUGCGCAAUCUCCAAUGGCUCCAAGUGUAUGGUGGUCUAUCACUCAAUGACCAGCACGUCAAAGGACUUCUUGCACUGAUCCAGACGCGCGGCGGUCUGGAUCAGCUCAAACUGCCAGGGUUGGCAGAAACCCUUUCAGUGUCGUCUAUAAUGCUCUCCACCAAAUAUCUCGCGAAGCCCCGCCUGCCUUUCUUUCCAAUUUUUAAAGAUAGUAUCUCCGGCAAAACGCCAAAGUGGCCGAAUCUCUCCUCACAUACCUGCCCUAUGCCUAUUGACAUAAUAAAUCCCUCCUUGAAUAUCCAACCUAGCCCCGCCCCUUAUCGCCCCAACAAUAGUAGUAACAAUGCCAAGGGUAUCAACACCAGCAGUAGCACUGGGACCACCAGCCCAGGCGACAUAUUCGCACGAUCUAACAUCCCCACAGCCCUAGCAACCGUCCUACGCCAGAUCCAGAACUAUAGCACAGUCGUUAACCUGCACAGCCAGGGCCUCCUCCCCUAUCUAGAGCUCGCCGUAAUUGCCGAUCGGCGCAACUGGGUCCAAUAUGAGCUCUUGAGCCUGAAGUCCAUAAACGAAUUGAAGGAAGAAAUAGAAGUUGUCGGUCCCAGCAGCCCUACCUCAAUAAGCCAGCAGCCCUACAACUACAAAAUCUACGAACCCCUCCGGCUCACUGCAUUGAUAUACAGCAUGCUGGUGAUUUACCCCUUACCACCCGCCAAACGACCCUUCCCCCGCCUGUGUCGGAUGUUGAAAGCGGCGCUCGUAGCCGCGGACAUCGAGAACAUCACCCCCGAUGAUUCCUGUAGUAAUUACCACUGCUGGGCUGGAGCUGCAGAGAUGUUGCUGUGGGUAACGAUGUUAGGAACCAUGGCGGCGAGGAAUACACCAAGUGAAGACUGGUAUGUAGAACGAUGUAGGGAUGUGAUGAGGUUUGUUGGGGUUCGGAGCUGGGAGCAGCUUAAGGCGGUAAUGAUCACGGUUAUGUGGAUGGACUGUGUGUGUGAUAUGGGUGGGAUGGCGGUGUGGCUUGAGGUGGGUGUUGGGAAUUGGAGUGAUAUUGAGAGCCAGCACAGGAGGGUUGGAGAUGGCAGUGGAAUUCCGCUUGCUGAAAGGGAUUGGCUGAUUUGA
Messenger RNA from Histoplasma capsulatum G186AR, 2151 nucleotides. RefSeq lists its product as uncharacterized. The record is from RefSeq and is a predicted model, not a curated record. The coding region runs from base 1 to 2151 and encodes 716 amino acids. The transcript is spliced from 3 exons. Lineage: Eukaryota; Fungi; Ascomycota; Eurotiomycetes; Onygenales; Ajellomycetaceae.